Molecule: messenger RNA, 1660 nt
Organism: Aspergillus ochraceoroseus IBT 24754
Lineage: Eukaryota; Fungi; Ascomycota; Eurotiomycetes; Eurotiales; Aspergillaceae
Product: RNA 3'-terminal phosphate cyclase-like protein
Exons: 1
Coding region: 286-1500 (404 amino acids)
Biological process (GO): endonucleolytic cleavage of tricistronic rRNA transcript (SSU-rRNA, 5.8S rRNA, LSU-rRNA); ribosome biogenesis
Cellular component (GO): nucleolus
Molecular function (GO): RNA endonuclease activity
Source: RefSeq, a predicted model, not a curated record
AGUAUUGGUUUGAUUGAUUUUUGUUAGUUGACUUGGACUGAAGCUGCAGAAGAAUACAACAUAAAUGGAAUGAAUUGAGUAGUUGAGAAUGUAUGUAUCUGAUGUAUCGGAGUUGACAUCUAAAGUACUCUUAAAAUGAUGUUUAGAUAAACCCCGAGCUUAUGUCCGCACCGGAACGGAACAUCUGUCGGUGCCGGAAGAUUUUCUUGCAAUCGCGUUUUUCUCUUUUCGGAUACCAAAAGUGUUGAAAAAGAAGAGCAGGAUCCAAGAGGUGGAACAACAGCCAUGGCGACCUCUCAACCUCCUCUGCGACUUACCUCCCAUAGGAAUUUGGUCUAUCGGCUUGUCUUUUCAACCCUGACUGGCCGAACCGUUCAUAUUUCGCAGAUUCGUGCUUCCUCGCCGACUAACCCAGGUCUUGCAGCGCAUGAAAUUUCCUUCCUCCGGCUCCUGGAAUCUGUGACCAAUGGCGCGCAAAUGGAGAUUUCCUACACCGGUACCAUCCUGGUUUACAAGCCGGGUCUUAUUACAGGCAGCUCUUCGGGUACCGCCGCAAGCACGGGUGGUGUAAUUCGCCAUGAGCUGCCCGCGGGUUGUACUCGCGGUGUCAGCUAUUUCCUGAUUCCUCUCUGCCUCAUGGCCCCGUUCUCCAAGGCUCCUAUCAAGGUCCUCUUCACUGGCCCUGGUGUCAUCACCUCUUCAACCCCAAACGGUGACAUGUCCGUCGACAGCGUACGAACUGCCAUCCUGCCGCUCUUCAAUCAGUUCGGAAUCUUCAACAACAUCGAGCUACGCGUUCUACGGCGAUCGAACCCUGGCCCGAAUGGACGAGGAGGUGGUGGAGAGGUUCAGCUUGUCUUUGGGCACCAAGUCCGCCUUCCGAAAACUCUGCACCUCAUGAAUGCCGGGAAAAUUAAGCGGAUACGUGGGGUGGCGUACUCGGUUGGCGUCGCUGCCUCUAACAACGCGAGAAUGAUUGAUGUCGCUCGUGGCAUUCUCAACCCCCUCUCCCCGGAUACUUACAUCUUUUCUGAUGUCUCCUCCGCGCCCAUGGUCCCCGCCCAUGACAAGAAUAACCCAUCUGCAAAGAAGAAGAUUGGCCUUGGAUUCGGCUUGUCAUUGGUGGCGGAAUCCUCAACCGGUUGCUUGUUCUCUGCCGAUGUGGCGUCGCCUCCCAGUGGGGGACAACCUCCUGAGGAUAUUGGAAAGGCUUGUGCCUAUCAGCUGCUUGAGACCAUCUCGAAGGGUGGUUGCGUCCCCCCUGCAGCUAUGCCGACGAUGUUGGGACUGAUGACCAUGGGCUCUGAGGAUGUUGGCCGAAUUCAGGUCGGUCGCGAGGUUCUCGCGGAUGAGAAUGUGAUCCAAUUAGCGAGGGAUUUGGCGCAGUUUGGCGCCCCAGGAUGGGGUCUCAGAGAUGCUCCGGGAGAGAACCCUGAUGGAGACAUUAUCAUCAGUGUUGUUGGACGUGGUAUUGGUAAUGUGGGACGAAAGGUCGCUUGAUUGCAGCCUUGUCCCCCAAGUAUCCGCACCCACUGUCGUGGCCACCCUCGUCGGUGGUUGUCACAAUAUCAUUCCCGAUUUAGAGUCCACCUCGAAGGUUUUGACAGCAUUGUCGCAACUUUGUUUCAGGUUGCCGUCGGGUUGCCGUCUGAUCGUCCAG